Messenger RNA from Apodemus sylvaticus (European woodmouse), 1138 nucleotides. Its product is annotated as zinc finger protein 120-like. The coding region runs from base 551 to 829 and encodes 92 amino acids. Lineage: Eukaryota; Metazoa; Chordata; Mammalia; Rodentia; Muridae. Gene Ontology annotation, biological process: regulation of DNA-templated transcription. The record is from RefSeq and is a predicted model, not a curated record. The transcript has 4 exons.
UUCACAGGCCAAUAAACUGAGUCCAGUUCCUUAACGCUACAGGCCAGGCUGUGAAAUAACAAAGACCUGGUAGAGUUUACUGAGGUCUGGGCUUACUUUUUCCCAAGGAGCAUAAAAGAUCAUGUUGGAGCUGGUUGGGGUCCAGGGCUGUGGGAUGGGUGUGGCUAGGUCCCAAGCUAACUUGCUUUUGUGUUCUUUAGUUAUGUUAAUUAUUUCUGUUGUCUUUUUUUGUAUUACUUUACUUUAGACGUUUAGUGCUUGAUUCGUAUGCAGCAAAGGGACUUUUCCCCAAUCUGUUUGGUAUUUAUGAUGCUUAUUUUACACUAACAGGCACCUUAUUUAGUUUAGGAUAGUUUUCAUUUAUGAUUUUAUUGGAAAUGUUUUCUAGACAUUUAUGCUGAUUGAUCUUCUUCAUGCUAAUCCUCACCCUUUUAUUCUCCUUCUGAGGUGUUCCCUGUGGCUGUGCAGCUUGAAUGGAUCUCUGUGACCUGCUCUGAGCUCUGCUGUUGUGUGCUGUGAGAGGACUUCAGGGAAGCUCUGAAAUCCACACAUGGGAGCAGUGACUUUUGAUGAUGUGCAAGUGAACUUCACUGAGGAAGAGUGGGAAUCGUUGGAUCCAUCCCAGAAGAAUCUCUACAAAAAUGUGAUGUUGGUGACCUUCCUGAACCUCAAAGCUCUAGGCUCUAAUUGGAAAGACCAUGAUAUUGAAGAACAUUUUGAAAAUUCUAGAAGAUUUAAAAGUGGUCCUGUGCUCUCACCACCCCUUGAAGACAAGGAGUUCAGAAAGCAGGACACCACAGAGGACGGCAUCCUGGUGAGAAACGCCUAACAGGAGGCCCUGACAUGUGCAAAGGAUUGCCUCUCUGGAGCGCACUUCUCCUCAACAAGGUUCAUCCACAAACUUUCACAAACAUCAUCUAGAAUGCAAUUUUUGCAACCAGGCAACACAUCUGAUGUGCUGUGCUCCCAUGAAAUUGGAAGAAAAUGAUUCAAUCUUCCUAAGCUUUGGUUCCUCCCUCUUUGCCGUGAAAGUAAUAUCUGUUUUCCUAUUGGGUAGAAAAUGGGAUGACGGGAAGAUGGGGAGCUGCCUAGAACAGGGACUGUUGUCAGUGUCACCAAUAAACACCAGUUAUUUUUA